AUGACAUCCAGCCAAGCGCAUACAGCCCGCUCAGUGCUAGACGCCUUUUACAAGGCAGAGCGAGAGUACAUGUCGGUAGCUCCAGAGGAGCGCAACUUCGCCAGCAUCGCAGCCACUCUAGCCCCAAACGUUCGCAUGGAGCAGACGUCUGCUCUGCCCUACGCCGGCGUCUACCUCGGACCCUCCGGCAUGCAGGACUGGACACGCCGCAUGGCCGAUUACUUCGACAUCGUUGAUGUGCAGAACCCAGAAAUCUUUGAGCGUGCGGACUCGGACCGGAUCGUUGUGCUCUCGAAUAUCCACUUGAGAGUGCGCAAGUCUGGGCAAGAGAUGGAUUUUCCGUUUUGUCAGACCUUCACCAUCGACCUCCAGCGCGGGGUGAUUGUCGAGUUGAGACCGUUUUACUGGGAUGUGGCGGCAAUUAGCGCCGUUAAGAAACAUUCGGGUACAAGAUGCCAAGGCGCUAAUCUAGCCGCCAAUCAGGGCUACAGCCUUCUCAAGCUACUAAAACCAAGAGACAUGAGCAUUCGGACACAGAUAAAUCAAGCCAUUCCCUCCUCUCCAGAAAACUUGUACUUGCAGAAAAAGAAGGACGGCACCGGUGAGGAGCGUUUAUCCCUUCCGCUCGGUUGGGUUAUGCCGGAAAAGCCAGAUGACUAUGAGGCCCUGACAAAGGAAGACAAAUUAAAGGCAGAUAGGCUUUAUGAAAGUGCCCUGUGCCAUAAGUACUACGAGGUCCUUACUGCCAAGAGGAAUCCUCAACACUAUGCUGCUCUAAAGAAAGAGAAGGAAUCGCACAAUGAAGAGAUAGAGAAUCGUGACUAUAUCAGCCAGCUAAUGGAAGAGUUUCAAGACGCGGGAAUCCUACCCAUCAAUGGAACUGUCGAUCCCGAAGAUUACGAUAUUGUGCAGAGCACGAGCCGCAUGCAGAAAAGAAAGUUCAUGUCGUUAGCAGAAGCGAGGAACAGAGAAAGUGGAUAG
This is a messenger RNA of Talaromyces atroroseus, 981 nucleotides long. RefSeq lists its product as hypothetical. Bases 1 to 981 code for a protein of 326 amino acids. The transcript has 4 exons. The record is from RefSeq and is a predicted model, not a curated record. Lineage: Eukaryota; Fungi; Ascomycota; Eurotiomycetes; Eurotiales; Trichocomaceae.